Aspergillus uvarum CBS 121591 is the source of this 2202-nucleotide messenger RNA. RefSeq names its product aconitate hydratase. Gene Ontology annotation, cellular component: cytosol; mitochondrion. The transcript has 3 exons. Bases 1 to 2202 code for a protein of 733 amino acids. Gene Ontology annotation, molecular function: aconitate hydratase activity; 4 iron, 4 sulfur cluster binding. The record is from RefSeq and is a predicted model, not a curated record. NCBI's taxonomy places the organism in Eukaryota, Fungi, Ascomycota, Eurotiomycetes, Eurotiales, Aspergillaceae. Gene Ontology annotation, biological process: tricarboxylic acid cycle.
AUGUCCGAGAACCUCGACAUUGUUCGUCGUCGUUUGAGCCGUCCUCUUACCUACGCCGAGAAGGUUCUGUACUCUCACCUUGACGAUCCGCACGGUCAGGACAUCGAGCGUGGUACCUCCUACCUGAAGCUGCGCCCCGACCGUGUUGCUUGCCAGGAUGCCACCGCCCAGAUGGCCAUCCUUCAGUUCAUGUCCGCUGGCAUGCCCUCCGUCGCUACCCCCACCACUGUCCACUGUGACCACUUGAUUGAGGCUCAGCUUGGUGGUGACAAGGAUCUUGCCCGUGCCAACGAGAUCAACAAGGAAGUCUACGACUUCUUGGCGUCCUCUACCGCCAAGUACAACAUUGGUUUCUGGAAGCCCGGUUCCGGUAUCAUCCACCAGAUCGUCCUCGAGAACUAUGCCUUCCCCGGUGGUCUGAUGAUCGGUACCGAUUCUCACACUCCUAACGCUGGUGGUCUUGCUAUUGCUGCUAUCGGUGUCGGUGGUGCUGAUGCUGUCGAUGUCAUGGCUGGUCUUCCUUGGGAGCUGAAGGCCCCCAAGGUCAUCGGUGUUAAGCUGACCGGUGAGAUGUCUGGCUGGACUACCCCCAAGGACAUCAUCCUCAAGGUCGCCGGUCUUCUCACUGUCAAGGGUGGUACUGGUGCUAUCAUUGAGUACCACGGUCCUGGUGUCAACUCCCUGUCCUGCACUGGUAUGGCUACCAUCUGUAACAUGGGUGCUGAAAUCGGUGCCACCACCUCUCUCUUCCCCUUCAACGACCGCAUGUACGACUACUUGAAGGCCACCAAGCGUACGCAGAUCGGUGACUUCGCCAGAAGCUACGCUAAGGAGCUCCGCGAGGAUGAGGGUGCUGAGUACGACCAGCUGAUUGAGAUCAACCUGUCCGAGCUCGAGCCCCACGUCAACGGUCCCUUCACCCCUGACUUGGCUACCCCUAUCUCCAAGUUCAAGGAGGCUGUUGAGACCAACAAGUGGCCUGAGGAGCUCAAGGUCGGUCUUAUCGGCUCUUGCACCAACUCUUCCUACGAGGAUAUGUCCCGUGCCGCCUCCAUCGCCCGCGAUGCCCUCGACCACGGCCUGAAGUCCAAGUCUAUCUUCACCAUCACUCCUGGUUCCGAGCAGAUCCGUGCCACCAUUGAGCGUGACGGCCAGCUCCAGACUCUUGAGGAGUACGGUGGUGUCAUCCUUGCCAACGCUUGCGGUCCCUGCAUUGGUCAAUGGGAUCGUCGCGACAUCAAGAAGGGUGAGGCCAACUCCAUCAUCUCUUCCUACAACCGUAACUUCACUGGUCGUAACGAUGCCAACCCCGCCACCCACGCCUUUGUCGCCUCUCCCGACCUUGUGGUUGCCAUGACCGUUGCCGGUACCCUCAAGUUCAACCCCCUUACCGACAAGCUCAAGGACAAGGACGGUAACGAGUUCUUGCUCAAGGCUCCUUCCGGUGAGGGUCUCCCCGCCCAGGGCUACGACCCCGGUCGUGACACCUACCAGGCUCCUCCCAAGGACCGUGAGUCUGUUUCCGUCGCUGUCUCCCCCGAGAGUGACCGUCUCCAGCUCCUUGCUGGCUUCGAGAAGUGGGAUGGCAAGGAUGCCACCGGCAUCCCUAUCCUGAUCAAGUGCCAGGGUAAGACCACCACCGACCACAUCUCCAUGGCUGGCCCAUGGUUGAAGUACCGUGGACACCUUGACAACAUCUCCAACAACAUGUUGAUUGGUGCCAUCAACGCCGAGAACGGUGAGGCCAACAAGAUCAAGAACGCCUUCACUGGUGAAUACGAUGCCGUUCCCGCCACUGCCCGUGACUACAAGGCCCGUGGUGUCAAGUGGGUCGUUAUUGGUGACUGGAACUACGGUGAGGGUUCCUCCCGUGAGCACGCCGCUCUGGAGCCCCGCCACCUUGGUGGUCUUGCCAUCAUCACCCGCUCCUUCGCCCGUAUCCACGAGACCAACCUCAAGAAGCAGGGUAUGCUCCCCUUGACCUUCUCCGACCCCGCCGACUACGACAAGAUCAAGCCCGAUGACAAGGUUGACCUCCUCUGCACUGAGAUCGAGUCGGGCAUUGUGUCGAGUCUAUCGACGAUCAGAAAGUGCCACUCACUCUCGCACGUGACGUGCAUAUCUCCGCUAUCCUCAGAAGAUUCCCCCAAGUCCAUUUGCUCCGCGCUUGCGGGCGACGAUCUGUCAAUCGUUAGACUCUAG